Messenger RNA from Pantherophis guttatus, 2049 nucleotides. RefSeq names its product nucleolar protein 9 (gene NOL9). Gene Ontology annotation, cellular component: nucleus. NCBI's taxonomy places the organism in Eukaryota, Metazoa, Chordata, Lepidosauria, Squamata, Colubridae. Gene Ontology annotation, molecular function: polynucleotide 5'-hydroxyl-kinase activity. Gene Ontology annotation, biological process: cleavage in ITS2 between 5.8S rRNA and LSU-rRNA of tricistronic rRNA transcript (SSU-rRNA, 5.8S rRNA, LSU-rRNA). The record is from RefSeq and is a predicted model, not a curated record.
GAGACGUCGCUGUGGAGACCUCCUCGCUGCACCGGGGAGGCUCGGAUGGCGAGUCGGCGCCGCCGCCGCCGCUUGGCCGGCCCGAAGCGGCUCCAAAACGGGGCACCUCGCCGAGAAAAGCCGCCUCCGCCGGAGCUCCCCGCUGAGCCGGCCACGCUGAGGGCCGCCGAAGACCGCGAAGGCCGCGCGGUGGUGCUGCUCCCUGCGGAGCAAACUCUGACCUUCACGGGCAAGUGUCGCCUGACAUGCCUGUAUGGAUCCGUGCAGGUUUUGGGGUUCACCAUCGCUCCGGACCAGCCCCCUUACGACCUCUACUCCCCGCACACCUACUGCGCCCUCACCAUCGAAGCUGCCGCCGGCAUCGAGGACCCGGGAAAAUCGGAGAAGGAGGUGAAACUGGAGGCCAAGGCCCUCCUGCGAGCACACCGUGUACCCCAGGAGUCCCGAGUCCGACUGCUGAAAAGCUUUGGGCCAGACUGCUCCAUCCUUUUGCUAGAACAGCUGGACACACCGGUGACCCAGUUCAUUCUCAGCCACCCGGAAUUCGCCCAGAUCUUCAGAGCGAAAAAACAAGAUGCUUUCCCCGUCACCCCAGAAGAUCCAGUGCUGGCUUCUGCCGGCCUUGGGCAGCUGGACCCCGGCAGUGGCCUGCUGGUAUCCCAGAGCAUGGGUUCGGCCAUCGGGGAGCUGUUCCACGCUUGCCAGGUGGAAGAUGAAGGCUGCCCGGUUAUCUUAGUUUGUGGCCCAAAAAGCAUCGGAAAAUCAACAUUUAACAGAUACCUGAUGAAUCUUUUACUAAACCGCCUUCCCUGCCUCGAAUACUUGGAAUGCGAUUUGGGGCAGCCGGAGUUCACCCCACCGGGCUGCAUUUCCCUGGUGAACGUGCGGGAACCCCUUUUGGGUCCACCAUUCGCCCACCAGCGCCCCCCUCGCAAAAUGGCCUACUACGGGGACGCCUCUUGCGAGCAUGACACCGAGCGAUACCUCGACACCCUAAAAUACGUCUUCGGAGGCUACGAGAGAGACGUCCCUCUGCUGAUCAACACCAUGGGCUGGGUGAAAGGGGCCGGCUUGCUGCUCCUGAUCGACGUCAUCCGCUCGCUGUCGCCCACCCACGUCGUCCAGCUCAGCGCCGAGGAUUUCAAAGAGCUGCCUCAGCUCUCCGCCGACUACAUCCGCGGCAACGCCGGCCUGCACACCCGGGGGAAACCCUCCCUCAAAAGGAAACAUCCCGGCGAAAGCUGGCAACACUGCCAGAACCACGGAGGCACCCAUGCUCCACAGCCUGGGCAUCAGUUGCUGUGCGUCCACGCCAAAUUUCCGGGCGCCGGAGUCCCCGGCAUAGGGCGAGCACACAGCAGCACCCUGAGGAACCUCACCAUGGUGGGCUACCUGGGCCAGCUGCAGCCCCCCAACGUGGAACCGGUGGUCCCCCUGCCCAGCCUGGUGCCCUAUCAGGUGCCCUUCACCGCCACUGCCCUCAAGGUGAUCCACAUGGACGUGGCCCCGACUCACAUCUUGUGUUCCCUCAACGCCAGUUGGGUCGGCCUGUGUCACCUGCCGGAUCAGGUGCCGUGUAAAGCAGAGGGGCCGGUGGUGUUGUCGUCGUCCCAGACGCCCCUCUGCGACUGCCUGGGCUUCGGAAUUGUCCGAGGGGUUGACAACCAAAAGCUUUACUACAUCCUGACGCCGGUGGCUCCGGAGAACUUACGCCGCGUCAACUGUUUGCUGAUCGGCAACAUCGCCAUCCCCAAUUGCGUCUUUUUGAACCAAGCCAGGACCGAUGGGGAGAUCCCAUACGUCACCUCGGAUUACAAUUACGACAUCUCCGGUGCUGGGAAAUUAAAAAUUAAGAAGCAUCUGCAGAGGCGAGAGCACCGAUGCCCGUGAAUUCCUCCUUCGUCUCCGGGACCCAGCGGACUUUCUCUUGUUUUGAACCGGCGUGGUGUCUUCCCCCUCGGCGAAAUUUGCAUCCUCCCUUCUCCAGUUAGCGGGAUUGUUUUUUUUUUUUAUCACGAUAUUCUAAUUAAAAACAUUUUGUACAAACCU